Hylaeus volcanicus is the source of this 1342-nucleotide messenger RNA. Its product is annotated as pseudouridylate synthase RPUSD4, mitochondrial-like. The coding region runs from base 227 to 1285 and encodes 352 amino acids. NCBI's taxonomy places the organism in Eukaryota, Metazoa, Arthropoda, Insecta, Hymenoptera, Colletidae. The record is from RefSeq and is a predicted model, not a curated record. The transcript has 4 exons. Gene Ontology annotation, molecular function: pseudouridine synthase activity; RNA binding. Gene Ontology annotation, biological process: pseudouridine synthesis.
UGCAGUCACAGGUCAUAAAGCAUGAAUAUACUAAUAAUGAUGUGUAAUAAUGUGCCUGAAUUGGCCUGAAUGUGCUGCACGUGUUUACGAUACCGUUGAACACAGUUUUCUAUCGCGUCUAACCUGAAAUUUCAAAAUGGUUAAACUAUUAAAUAGUUUUUAGAAGUAUUAUCAAUUAAAGACUUCUCAUUUAAAUAAACCUUAGAAAUUUAAACAUAUAACAGAAAUGAAGAAUGUAAUAUUUAAAUUUGGUGUAUUUACACGGAUGUGUACGUCUACGAUAAAUACAUUGCACACAAAACUGCUUAAAAGAAAUUAUAUGGAAAGUGUUGUUCAUGAAAAACCGAAAACAAAUAUUCAUCCUUACAAACAGAUUCAUCCUUGGAAAUCGUUACAAGAAUUCGCGGAUUAUGUUGCAACCAACGUAAUUUACAAUGAAAAUGGUUUGGUAGCACUGAAUAAACCGUAUGGCAUAAGCCAUCGUAAGACAGAAGUAAAAAAUGUACGUCAUUUUAUACCAAAUGCUGUAGAUUAUACAUUAGAAGAUGCCUUGCCAUAUAUUGCAAAUCGGUUGAAUUAUUCAAAAUUAACUCUAAUUAGAAAGCCUGAAAAAUACAUGACUGGCGUCAUGCUUCUAACUGACAGUACACAUGUUCAAAAUAAUGUAGAACUUGCAUUACGUCGUGGUAAUAAUUUUACAAAAACUUAUUGGGUAACUACAAUUAGGGUUCCCAAUGUAUUAAGAGGCAAAGAGCGUUUAGCAAUGAAAUUACAAUCAAAUCCUAAUUACAAACUCAAAAAGCCAAUUAUUGUUACAUCAUGGAGUAAAAAUGACGAAAAAAGGAAUGCAGUGAAAAUUCUUAAUAUCGAAUUCAACGUCUUGUCCAACUCUACGCUUAAUUUGUGUUCCUUGAUUGAAAUAAAAUCGUCGACGAUACAAUGGCAUGCAAUUAGACUAUUUGCAUCUACAUAUUUAUAUAGUCCAAUUCUAGGAGAUAAUCUUUACGCGUCACGAAUUCAAAAACUUGGCAAUGCUUAUAUAAAUAUUGAUCCUCACCUUGAAUAUACAGAGUUGCCACCAAAGUUAAAUAGAUCGAUUUUACAAGUAUUAAAUGUAAAGCCUUCAGAUCAGCUUAUAAUUCCUUGUCAUAUUCAUUUAAGAUCAAUGGUACUACCAUCCUUCCUUGAUGGAAAGCAAGAUUUAAUGCUCAAAGCUCCUUUAAUACCACCAUUUAAUUGGACUUGUAAACAACUCGAAUUCAAAUAUUUAAUACAAGAUACAUAAGAUUAAACUGUAUUAUUACACACAAAAAAUAUAUGUAAAAUAAAUUAGAUACUAAUA